AUGCGUUUCCAGGCUCCCCAGCUCGGCGCCCUCGGCGUGGCAUAUACCACGAUGCGGAUCGCCCAGUUUGUCUCACUGGUCACAGUCAUUGGUCUCACGGGCCAUUUCAUCGACGAGAUCGUUGUCAGCCAGCGUGCUGUGCCGGAGGUGCUUGUCGGCACCAUUUCUGUUUCUAGCAUUGCUGUCCUCUACGUCAUGAUCUCGUACAUUCUUUACUACGACAGCCUUCUGCCUCUUCUGCUCGGCAGCGGCGUCGACUUCCUCAUGCUCAUCGCAACCAUUGUCGUCGCUGCCACGCUCGGAAAGCCGGGUCCCCUAUCCCUGCUCAGUUGCGACGUGCUGCCCGCAAAGGCAGCCAGCCAGGCCGUUUCGACAUUGACCUUCUCCGUCUCCAACGGCGGCAACGGCCUCAAUCUGAGCUCCGGCUCGUACGCAGCCCGCGCCGCCGCUGCCGUUACAGCCGCCUCCUCCGCCAAUCCUCGCCCCCUUGACCUCCUCGCCUUCUACGCCCAAGACCAGCCGCACUGCUACGAGGUCAAGACCAUCUGGGGCCUCAGCAUCGCCUUGUGCGUGCUGUUUGCCUUUUCCUCGAUCGUCUCUGCGGGCCUGUGGCGCCGGAUCAAGGGUCCCUCGUCGGCGUCUGCCCCGAGGAAGGACAUUGAGGGUUAG
Molecule: messenger RNA, 669 nt
Organism: Microdochium trichocladiopsis
Lineage: Eukaryota; Fungi; Ascomycota; Sordariomycetes; Xylariales; Microdochiaceae
Exons: 2
Coding region: 1-669 (222 amino acids)
Source: RefSeq, a predicted model, not a curated record